Messenger RNA from Alligator mississippiensis (American alligator), 8097 nucleotides. It is a transcript of the gene RPAP1, whose product is annotated as RNA polymerase II associated protein 1. Gene Ontology annotation, cellular component: nucleus. The coding region runs from base 132 to 4445 and encodes 1437 amino acids. Gene Ontology annotation, biological process: transcription by RNA polymerase II. NCBI's taxonomy places the organism in Eukaryota, Metazoa, Chordata, Crocodylia, Alligatoridae. The transcript has 25 exons. The record is from RefSeq and is a predicted model, not a curated record.
CCGACGAGUGGGCGGAAGUGACGUGUUCUGUGGGCGGAAGCGGUUUCCACGUGAGCUGACGGAAGCGCGGUACCAGCGGUGGAGGCGGCGCGCAGGAGUCUUAGGGCAGGCCGAAAGAGCAAGAAAGCACGAUGUUGUCAAGACCGAAACCUGGAGAGUCUGAGGCGGACCUGCUGCAGUUCCAGAACCAGUUCCUGGCAGCCAGGGCAUUCCCAGCAGCGAAGGUUGUGAAGAAAGCAGACAAGAGGAGAGGGGAUUCAGGGAGUGGAGAUGAUGGGAGACCCCCACUGCAGGACAGCAAGGAUGUGGUGAUGCUGGAUGAUUUUCCUGAUGAACCCCCAGCCUUAACACCAGCCCCUCCAAAGAAGACCAAGUUAAAAAAUGCCUCUGUCCACUUUGAUGGUGAGGAUUCAGCAGAUAUACUGGAGAGCCAUGAUCAACACAUCACAGUAGUCUUCAGCAAAAUCAUUGAACGAGACACAAGCACAGCAGCUGUGACCAUGCCAGUGCCCACUGGAGACCCAUUUCCUAGGACAUUUCAUCGCUCUGAAGUAAAAAGCGAGGUGAGGUUGGGAUCUGGAAGGAAAAGUAUCUUUGCACAGAAGAUAGCAGCUAGGAGAGCUGCUGAAGAGGCUGUGACAGCUCCGCCUGCUGUUGAGAUGAGACGUGUGCACACAGAAUUAAUAGUUCCUAGUGCCAUGCAGCAGAUGGAUGGAUCGGUAAAGGAAGGGCCACUACACAGAGCAGAGAAAGAUAAACCUGGUAAUUUUGUGAGCACUGAGCGACCUUGUAUUAUAACUGGAGAGGGUCUUAGAAGCUUCAAGAGUGAGCAGGAAGCACAGACCAUCCACCGGGAGAACCUAGACAGGUUACAGUCCAUGUCCCAGGAAGAGAUUCUGCAGGAACAGAAGAAGCUGCUGGCUCAGCUAGAUCCCAAUUUAGUUGCUUUCUUAAAAUCAAAACAUGUAGCUGAUGGAGGUGAGAAGAAAGAAUUAAUCACAGAACAGGAGGGACCAGAGGAACCUGGACGCCAAGACUCUGGGCCUGAGUUGCAGCAUGGUGCAGAGGAAACUGUGGAAGCUUCUUCCAUGGAGAGGUCAGACAUGGAGGAGACCACAAGGGUUGAAAAGGACACUGGAACGGGAAUCACAGAUGACCUUCCUGUGAAGCCCAAGAAGGAAUGGGUCCACAUGGAUAAUGUGGAGUUUGAGAAGUUGGAGUGGAUGAAGGAUCUGCCCCAUCCCCGUCAGAGGAGAACUAAAAAGGGAAUGCUAGCCAGGUUUAGUUUGAAGGGAGACUUGAUUCCUCCAGAUAUAGACUUACCUACUCAUUUGGGUCUACAUCAUCAUGGAGAAGAAGCAGAAAGGGCUGGCUACUCCCUCCAAGAGCUCUUCCAUUUGUCUCGCAGUCAGGUCAUUCAGCAGAGGACGCUGGCACUGCAGGUACUGGGCUGUAUUGUUCAAAAGGCCAAGGCAGGGGAGUUUGUCUCCUCCCUGAAAGGUAGUGUUCUGCGCUUGCUGCUUGAUGCUGGAUUCCUCUUCUUGCUGCGCUUCUCCUUGGAUGACCCAGUGGAUAAUGUAAUUGCAGCUUCCAUCCAUGCCCUCCAUGCACUGCUGGUGUCUCCUGAUGAUGAGAAGUACCUUGACUGGACUUUCUCAUGGUACCAGGGGAUGGCUAUGUUUCCCUUCAUCCCUAAUGAGGAGGAAGAGGAGGAGGAAGAAGAAGAAAUGAUGGAAAAGAGUCCAGGAAAAAAGUCAAAUAAUGAAAACAAACCAGAUCCAGACGUGGCCCAGUAUGAUGUCAUAAAGGGACUUUUGAAGACCCGAAUCCUUCACCGGCUGAGGUACAUCCUUGAGGUAGUGCGACCCGUCCCCUCAGUGGUGCUGGACAUUCUGGAUAUUCUCACCCGUGUAGCAAGGCACUCCUCUGAAGCAUGCAUUCAGCUUCUGGACUGUCCUCGGCUGAUUGAGACCAUUGUUAGAGAGUUUCUCCCUACCUGGUGGGAUCCCCAGGUGGCUGAACCAGGGCAGCUGCUUAUCAGCCUUCAUGGAGUAGCUUGCGCCACUGCCAUGAAGUUCAUUAGAGUCCUGGCAUCUGGAGGCAGGAAUGCAACAGCCAGACUGCUUAAUAAAUUUGAGCUAAAAAGUCGUCUGAGCCGGUUUAUAGCUGAGGAUCCUCAAGACCUUCCUCUCCAGAGAGAAGAAGCCAUCAGGCUAAGCACUGAGGCUUUUCGGCUAUGGGCAGUGGCUGCUGGAUAUGGUCAGGCUUGUGAUCUUUAUAGGGAUCUCUAUCCCAUGUUGGUGAGGAUUCUCCAGUCCCUACCUCACCUACAAAGCAGUUCCCAGGAAAACAGCCCCAUGUUUCAGCUUUCUAUCCAGCGAGCAGCAGCUGUGAUCACUCUGCUUACCCAUGUGACUCAGACAGCAAGCUGCACAGCAGAGCUGCAGGCCCAGCUAAACAGUGGCCCAGAAGAUGGGGAGCAGAUUCCGCCUCCACCAGUGACCUGGAGUCAUGUGUCAGGCCUGCGACCUUUCCUUGAGACCAGUCUGAGGAGAUCUUUCCAGGAAAUAUCCCAACUAGAAACUUGGCAGGCUCUACAGCCUCUUACAACAGCAUAUGUCAUCUACUUAGGAGUUUAUUAUAGUGUUUGCAGCCAACAGCCGUCACUAAAUCCAAUCGAUUGCUUGGAGGAACUGGAGCAUUUGACAUCUGAGGUGCUGCUGCCUCUCCUUAGCCAGCCAGCCUUGCACAGCAUGUGGGAUCUGCUCAGGCCGUGUUCUGCUCUAUGCAAUCCCUUGUCUUGUUCCCCGGCACCAGAAUCUGUCUGCAGCAUUGUAUCUUUGAGUUGUACUGGAGGCAAACCCCCUAUGAGUUUAGCUGGCUCAAAGUCACCUUUUCCCUUCAUUACUGCUCUUCUUUUCCUCAUCAACAGUAUCGCCCAAAUCCACAAAAGCCUGGUCAGCAAGUACUUCUGUGUGCUGAAUUUCAAAGGUCUGAAGGAUUAUCUGUGCCACAGCUGGGCCAAAGGACCACCCUCUGUAACUCCCUCAUCUGCCUGGAUCUUGCGGCAUGAAUACCAUCUGCAGUACUUUGUGUUAGCAUUGGCUCAGAAAAUGGCAGGCACUUGUCCGGAUUAUGCCCAGCAUGCCUCGCUCCAUCACUGCGUUGCCAUGGUGUUGUUAAGCUGUUUGUUGCCAGGCAGUGAGCAUCUGGCUCAUGAACUCCUAUUGGGUCUUGCGUUUAAUCCAGAAUUUAUUCCAGAAGGGAAAGCUGGAGGGCCAGUGGCUGCUGAUUUCUCUGAUAUCCUUCAUCUGGGUGCAAGAGCAAGGCUGGUGCAGCCUGGCUCAGUGGCAGCAGUUUUUCCCAAGCCCAGCCGUGGUGUUCUGCUGGGAGAAUCAUACCAGCAUUUGCCUUUCAUCCGAACCUGCUACCUCUCUCAUUUUGUUCACUUGGAGCCUUCUCUUGCCCGUUCCCAGGCUACUUACCGAGGUCGGACUUGCCUCAUCCAAUCCAUGCUGCUUCCUCAGGUCAGAGGACCCAUUCUACCCUCUGACUGGCCGUUUUUUCCCCUUAUCAGCCUUUAUAACAAAGUGACUAGUGCAGAGACACAGGGGGCUGUACUCAACACUCUUCCACCUGAUUUAGUGAACACUGUGACCCGGAAUCUGCAGUGGGUCCUGCUUCUGGAAACCUGGCGUGCCAGGAUACUUGAAAAUAUACCAGCUGCUGCCAAACUUGCACGGCUUAUGUGCGUCUUCCUAACAGGAGGUGAUUUGUUCCUAGAAGGACCUGUCCAUUGUUAUACUGCUGCCCUUCUCUCUCUGUACUGCCAGCCAAAGGCCCUGGAUUCUCUGCAACUGGAUGCUCCUCUCCCUGGCUUGGCUUCCUUCCAUGACCUCUAUAUCAACCUCUUGGAGCAAUUUGAAGGUGUCUCCUUUGGCGAUCCCCUUUUUGGAGCCUUUGUUCUUCUCCCUCUUCAGAGGCGUUUCAGUGUACAGCUCCGGCUGGCUGUUUUUGGGGAGCAUGUGAGCAUCCUGAGGGCACUGGGAGUGUCAUUCCAACAGUUUCCUGUGCCUCUGGAGCAAUACAUCUCCCCUCCUGAAGACAGCCUGAAACUCCUGAGACUGUAUUUCCGAACACUGGUCACUGGUGUGCUGCGCCCCAGCUGGUGCCCGAUCCUUUAUGUUGUGGCUGUGGCUCAUGUGAACAGUUUCAUUUACUCUCAGGACAGCACGACACAGGAGGCUGAUGCUGCUCGGAAAAGUAUGUUGAGAAAGACCUGGCUUCUAGUGGAUGAGGUAUUGAAAAAGCAUCUUCUCUAUUACAAACUGCUGAAUUCAGAGUGCCCUUUGGGCUUUGAACUUUAUGAAGAGCUCCCUCCCUUGAGACUAAAAUACCUGCAAAUGGUAACCAAGAAAGAGCCCAAUGAGAGCACAUCACUAUAGCAAAGCAUUCCUGCAAUAGAAGGGCUUAGGUGAUUAAGAGUGAGAGAGGCUGUUGUCUCCAAACCAGUGAAAAAUUUAAAGUAGACUUAUGAUGUGUGACGUGUUUCUUGAGCAUCCUUGGCAUGUCAGCAAACAGAAGAGCAAAUAGAACACUCUCAAGACAUGAAACAUUAUUAAUGCUAAAGACAUGAAUGAAACACAUAUGGUGUUAGGUGCGUCUCAUACUGUAACAUCUCAGGGAUCUGUGAGUACUGCAGAGCAAGAGGAAUGUCUUUGUGGUAUAGUGUAAGCACAGCUGGUUUAAUAAACUAAAUGAAGUGGAAAAAUUGGUCAAACCUCACACCGGAAGGUACACUUUCUGAAUGUGAUAUCUGUUACUAAUUCUUACUUUUUAAACAAGAACCUCUUAACUUUUCUGUAUCUUGAACUUUGCAGGAUUUCUCUCUGUAGGCUUCAGGGAAGGAGGGAAGAACUGGAUUGUGCCAAAUCACCAGCAGCCUCUCCAGGAAGGUGAUCUGGGUGCUUCUUACAUAAGUCUCACAUUGUACUGCGUCAGACCUACGAGGAAGUGAUGCUUCCUCACGUAGAAACCAUGGCUCUGUGCACAUCCUCCCAUUUUAGUUGUGUUCUUUUCUCUCUUAAUUUUAUUAAGGGUAACAAGAUUAAAAUAUUAUCUCUCUGGAGGACAGGAUGUUUGGCAGCUGCAGCUGUUUCCUGUAAGAAAAAAAAUAAGUAUCUGUUUGACUGGGAAGUACAUUGAUCAUCUUUUUCUCUUGAGAGACAGAGAAUAGAAUUUAAGGCUUGACAAAGAAGUUUAAGCCUUAAAGUGGCUCAUGGACCCACAUCCUCAUUCUAAAUGUCUUGUGGAGUGGGGCCUGCACUAUGGUGAUCUAAAAAUUACCAUACAGAGUACCUGCUACCCAAGGGAGCCUCACAGGAGUUGGUGCUUACUAUCCUGAAGAUUUCCAUUCUGUCCUGUCAUGUUUUGCAGGGCCAGGUUUUUUAUAACCAACAAAUCUUGUUUUGGAACAUUCGUUCUUGGAGCUUGCUCAGACUUGUUUUCUUUAACAUUUUUAAAAGUGAAUUAUCUUUCUUGGAAGGUGAUGGAUUGUGACAGCCCUGAAGAUUAAAGACCUACAUUUAUCUACACAGCAGAUUAGGCACAGACCAUGCUGAGUUCCCCUGCAUGCCCUGUUUCUGUCUUGACUUCUCCCCAGAUGCUAAUGGUACUGGAGAAUUUUAUAACAUGCUGCUUGCAGAACUUGAUCUAGGAUUUUACACGGUAGUGGGGGAUGCACAGUUGCAUGGUCUAGUGCUACAGGGUGGCUGCACCCCCUGCUCCCAGCCUCCUCUUCCCUCCUUGUUCCAUUCUCCCCUCCUCCAGCUGGGGCAGGCAGCACUGCAGGAGCAGCAACUGCCAAGGACUUAAGUCCCAAAGAAGGUAAGCAUUUCUCCCUUCCCACCUUUCCUAUUUCCCCACCCACUCCUGCCUGCCAAUGCCAGAUGCUGUCUUGGGGGUGAGAUGAGCUCCUGCCAGCUCCAGCUGGGCUGCAGAGGGGCCACACUUACCAGGGACAGCAGUGGCAGUGGCCAAGGGGCAUGUUUCCCCUCCAUGUGCUUGCUCUUGGGCUGGCAGGGAGCACCUGUGGGGAUCAGGCAGGAGAAGGAACAUGACUGUCUGCUGCAGCUGCUGUGAUCUGGGCUGAGCACAACUGCUGUGGAGUCCACCUGGAGUGGGUAGAACCUCCUCUCCCCCAGGUGCUGUCGGAGAGGGGGAAAUGGGAUAGAGAGGUGCAGGGGAGAGGAGAUGUGCUUUUGAGGGGAAGGGAGCUGGGAAAUGCUUACCUUCAUUGAGACUUAAAUCCCCAUCUGCUGCUCCAGUGGCAUGGUCAGGGAGGGUUGUCUCGGUUCACUCUCUGGUAGAUUCCUAAUGCAUUUCAUGCAGGCCCAUGACCAAUAACCAGCUCCUGAUGACUGCAGUUUGCUACCAGCUUCAAUUGAAUUUAUGCCAGGGACCUUUAGGAGAAAGAUUGUGCAGGUUGUUCCAGUCUCCCACAAGUUACUAGAAAGCCAAAGUUCUCUGGUUCUUCAGCACAUUUUUUCCACUUGAAAUAAAAGUGGGGUCUGGACAGUGCCAGGGUUUCUAUUUUAAUCCAUUUUCUAUUGUGUCUUUAAAAUGUUAACAGCUGAAAAUCAGUAGCUCAUGGUCAGAAAUGCAAGAAAUGGCCAAUAUUGAUUUUUUUUUUCCUCUUAAAUGUGCUUGCUGUGAUUAAAAGUUUUAUUGAAGUCUUUUCAAGAUGGCAAGAGACCCAGUAGCAGUAUUUCAGGAAAAAUUAGGAGAUUUAAGGGCUGCUAGUAACCCAUUAGAUAAUUGAGUUGGUGAAUGACAUAUCUUGGUAGUACACUGCUGUUCCAACCUCUUGUUGCCAAAUCCCUUCCAGUCCAUUGUUCUGUGCAGAGUGGCAUUUUGGAUUAUACACAAGCUGUAAAUAAAUAUUUAUACUUCUCUAGGUUUUGGGACUUGAGGGGGUGCUCUUUCCUUUAUUUCUCUAUCUUCAUAUUUGGGUUUGGGUGGUGCUGUUGCUUACCCAUGAUUAAUAGUACAUUGGGAAUACUACACAGUAUUGAAAACAUUCAUAGCCUUGAUUCAGCGCUCUCUGGAUUCCUCCUUGUAGGAACAUAUGACCACUAUGAAGCAAUAAUUUCUAAUGAUCUGUGUGCCUUUGACUUGGAAGCAGGGAGUCUUGUGGGCUAAUCAGUUGGGUUCAACUAAAGAGGACCUGAUUUUCAGAGCUUCUGAGAGUCUCUAAUUGCAGCUGAAAUCACAGGGAGCGGAAGUCAAGUCCUAAAAGCCAAGUCCUUGAUGUUGAAGGUUUACACCCAAAAUUAGUGGACACUUUGGAAAAAUUUACGUUUUAAUCUCUCUGUACAUUUUCAAUAUGUGAAUGGAGAUAAUCAUUCUUAACUGCCUGAUGGGUUUUGUAAGGACUAUAAUAAGUUAACAUUUGUUCAGUGUGAAGUAUAACAUCUUUCUGUUUCAUAUAAGGCAGCUUACAAUUUCAGGGGAUUGUAAAGAAAGGGAGGAAAUUGGGCUUUAUAGCCAAUAAAGAAUAAUAUAAUUAUAAAACACGCAGCUUUCCUUAGUACAUCAUUGUGUACUCAAACAUUUAUCACAUCCAGAAAGAGCUGGUGAAGCUUAUAAGUCAGAGAUCAUGCCCAGCUUUUAACUACUGCAACAUCCAUUAAAUAAUUGUAUCCUGCAAUUAUCCUUCAAAGCACUAGGUUGUAAUACACAAGAUACUUCCAGACUGAUUUGGUAUAUUGCAUAUCCAUUAGUUCAUCCAGAAAAGAAUAUUUAUUAUAUGUAUGUUUUUCUUUUACUAGUAGUAGUAGUAAAGUGAGGCUUGUCUAACAUCCUAAUGCCUAAGCAUGUCUAUGGCUGUUUCGGAGAAUGGGGUUGAGCCAGUGAGAACUGUUAUUGGUGUAUGCUUAGCAGCAGAGUGAAGUGAAAUGGAAAGGCAAGAGGAGGAGAAGAUUACAACAUGGAAGGGAGAAACCUCAGAGGAUAAAUGUAUAAAUUGAAUAAGGUAAAUACAAGCUGAUCUCACAAGAAUACUGUUAGACUUAAUUUUUAUAAAACAUUUUUACUUCA